GACAGGUGAUCCAAGUCAUCGAUGUUGGAGCCUUCGCAGGUGCGGUGAGCUGCUAUUGCUUGGCGCUUUGGGAUGCCUUGAACAAGACCGGUGGUGUUGAUGGUGCAGGUGCCAUCCGUGUCACCGCGCUCGAGCCCUCGCCCUUGCGUUGUGCGGCUCUGCAGGGCGAUCUGCGGGAGGAGACGCUGCGUCGCGUCCCAGAUCUCUGUCGACACCAAGAGCGCAGCCAGGGGCGCCUGGAGGCCCAUUGCGUGGCGGCGUCUUCGGAGGACUCGGAGGCCUUGAUGCAAUGCCCCAACGGCAUGAGCUUCCUGGCGGAGGACGCCCCGCACGCCGUUCAAACGGUGACGGUCUCGGACUCCAAGUGCGAGGAAGCCACCUGGGUGAAAACCGUGAAACUGGACACCCUCACCAAAGACUUGGGCAUCCAGCAGGUUCAUCUCCUGAAAGUGGACGCUGAGGGUCAUGACCUGGAAGUUCUUCGUGGAGCUUCCCGGCUCUUCCAAGCGCGUCGGAUCCGCUUCGUCAUUUUCGAGGCUUGUGGCAAUGAGUGCCCGCAAGUGAAGGGACAGUCGCAGACCGAACGUGCCAUGGAGUUCUUCCACGCUGCUGGUUAUGUUUGCUUCAUCAUUGCACCAGAGAUGUUGAUCCCGACUUCAGGGGAGUGGCUGACCAAGCUCUACAAGAGCACCUGGCAUGUCUUCAACGUGCUUUGUGCGCAUCGCUCAGAGCCACUGAUGAAGGACAUCAUCCAGCAGUACACCCGAGUUCCUCGAGCUGCUCAGUUUGCCCUGUCUGCCCUGGAGAACUCGACGUCCUGUGGCCGUAGCUGCCUGGACCCUUUGCUGGGCGACGCCGUGUUGCUGCGCCGUGCGGCCGCCGCGGAGCUCGUGGUGCAGGCCUUGCAUGAGCGCAUGGCGCUGGAGGGCUGGAAUUUGUACACCGUGGACUUUGCGCGCGCGAGGUCCAUGCAGUCCGCUGGCCAGGCCAAUGCAGCCUUGGUUCUCUACCAGAAGCUGCAAGCCAGAUGCUGCCGAGAGCCGGCGACCUUCGAAGCGCAACGGGAAUACCACAAGCUCAAGCAAGGAUACAUCCAGUCCUACCUCAAGACCGUGGCUGGCUUGCUUGAAGGCCGUGUGCCGAGAAAUGGCACCCGCCGACCCGGAGAGGCCACCAGGGGAGCGUUGCACGAGAUCGCGUGGUAUCAUCAGCGCGCUGGGUCGGGAGCUCCUUUCGAGCAGGUGCACAAGUGCCAGGCGCUGAAAUGGCUGUCGCCCUUGGCCGAAGCCGGUGAUGCAUUGGCCUGUUUGGAAUUUGGCUACCUCACCCACUUCGGGCUUUGCACUGGUCGAAUGACCCGACAAAGCCUGGCAGAGGCCAGUCGUUGGUACCGCCGCGCAAUGGAUUUGGACACGCAGAAGCGCUAUGGGCCGGGCGUGUUUGCUGUGCAGGCGGGAACGGAAGGAUCAAGAUGA
This is a messenger RNA of Durusdinium trenchii, 1475 nucleotides long. Lineage: Eukaryota; Dinophyceae; Suessiales; Symbiodiniaceae. The record is from the annotation of a GenBank genome assembly.